CCCUCAUGUAGGUGGAUGGUAAGAGGAUUUGAGGGAGAGGGAGAUGGGAACCGACCGGCGGAGCGCGGCUUGAACCCGCAACCUCAGCGUGCCGUUCAAAGGUCCCGUUGUCAGGCGCUUGCAGAACAAAAUAUUUUGGAAACAAAUGCAAAUAAAUCCCGCGCAGAGAGACUUCCUUAAUGUGUUGUGUAAAGCGUGUGCGGGCGGUCUAUGAGUCAGGUGUCGCUCCUGGGGUUGUAUCUGAAACCUGAUCCCCAGCUGCCUCACCGAUCCACCGCCUAUCUCUGCCCUGUCCUCCGAAGUAGGAAGAGGCUUGAGGGGGGCGAAGCACGGGUCGCAGGAGGGGAUAUGAAAGGGGGGAAGGUGGCCAAGGAAAGAGCGCCUUCCCCGGCUCCACUGCCUCUCGCCAACGGCGGGGGAGAGCAGAGGGAGGCGAGACCCUGGAAGGCGGCGGACGAUGUCGGUCCCCUGGGCAAGGGGCGCAAGAGGUACCGACCUCCGGACGUGAGGACAAUCUUCACCGAGGAAGGAGGGAAGCGAGGCGAGGGACACCGCUUCGAGCCGUCGACGGCUGCAAACGCCUGGUGUGACCUCUGCUGCCUCUUUAUCUGGCAUCUGUCCCUCCAAUGCACAGACUGCAAGUACACGUGCCACACUCAGUGCCGAGACUCGGUCCAACUUGACUGCCAGAAGAGUGGUAAAUCAGUCGAUCACAACUCCUGCUCUGACAAAGUGGUGCAAGAGUCUCUCAGGAAUGAUAGGGAUGCCGGAAAGGAACGGGAACCCCCAAAGACCCUCACCCAGGAAGAACUCAAACAGAAGAUCAAAGCCUAUAACUCCUCGGUUACCGACAGGUUAAAAAUGAGCUUGAACUCGAAUGAAGUAUACACUGGUUUCAUCAAGGUGCAGAUGGACCUUCAGAGACCCAUCACCAUACGAGCCAGGUCAGCUCAGGGCAGGCAAGUGUACAACAGCAGCAAUGAGACGGCCUUCUACUUGCCGAAAGACACCUCCAACACCCUGCAUAUCAGCAGCAGCAACACGGUGAAGGAUGUUAUUGAGGCUCUGCUGAAGAAGUUCACGGUGAUCGACAACCCUGCGAAGUUUGCACUUUUCAAGCAGUAUCUCGUUGGUGACCAAGUCUACUCGAGCAAGCUGUCAGAUGGUGAGCAUCCCCUGUACCUGCGGCUGUUGGCAGGACCUAGCAUGGAUGCUUUGAGCUUCGUGCUGCGGGAAUACGAGACUGGGGAAGUAUUGUGGGAAGCCUUCAGUCUCCCAGAACUGCAAAACUUCCUGCGGAUCCUGGACAAAGAGGAAGAGGAACAGUUCAAGCUGCUGAAAAGGCGUUACGUGACCUUCAGAGCCAAGCUGGAGGCUGCGCUGAACGCCACAGGGAAGCCGGAUUAACCCCCGGAAAGAUGCAGAGCGACGCACAGUCUCCGUGCAGGCGUGCUUCGGGACAGGGGACACGGCGAGUAUAGCCAACCUUCAAAGCUGAAGAGUUCUGUUUCUGCACCGGAAACAGAACGUACCUGAAGCACUGAACCCAUUGAGCUAAGGCAGGCCAGGCCUUGCCUCCAUCUUGUAUCUUCGCUUGCACAGCUGCCAAGUUUGUUGGACAAUCGUGAAGGUUAUUUAUUAACGAGCUGCUCGGAUGCACUGUAGUGGUGGUGAGAUCUCCCUGCGCUUACCUCGUAUAUAAUGCAUUUAUGACGGUAGUUCUAAUACCCCAGCCUUCACAGGCUGAUGCCUUACAAUAUGUGGCUUCGUUGUCCUGCUUGUGUAGACACUGAGUAGCCACGCGAUGACCGUGGUCAAUCUGAAAACCCUUCGGCCUUCCCUUCAAACUGAGAAUGGCAAAGGAAUACCCUACUGAACCAUCUGUUCCUCAUAUAUAUGCAGUGCCAAAUGACUUUUAUUGUUGCAAUACAUAUGUUAAAGGAUACUAAGUUAUGUGUAAACAUUAUUUAAGAGCUUUCCGGCAGGAUAGGAAGAAAUUGCAGGGUUAGAAUGCGUGAGACAUUAUGUAGCACGAAGGGUGGGGAGGUGAGAGGUGGGUCAAAGGAAGUGGGCGGGUUAAAUACUGUGUAAAGAAAGUGCUCUGGGGGUCAUGGAGAAAAUAUAUUGAAGAGCUCACAAAUCAAAGUAAAAUUUAUUUUACUUUGCUGAAUAGUAGCUAUGGAUUGGUUGUUAUGUAAGCAGUGCACACAACACUGGAGGAACUCAGCAGAUCAGGUAGUGUCUUUGGAAGGAAAUGUAUCUCCCAAAAGAUUGACUGUCCGUUUCCCUCCAUUGAUGCUCCCUGAUCUGCUGCAUUGCCUCAGAUUCCAUCCCCUCGCGUCUCCUGGACAUGUCGGCUCCUUGUUGCACUGGGACUAAGUUGGAAAGAAGUUUAGAUUUGGAGGAAGGAGUUCUGCUUGUGUGAUGUGGCAGGUCAGAAAAGUUUUAAAGCAGGCUUCAGCCGUGCAUGGAUUGCACUCUUGAGGGCCACGUUCUCAUGCCUGCGGCUGCUGAUCGGCUGAUGGUAGUUGGCUCAGAUUGGCGCGGUGGGAACUUGACAUUGGCUCCAGGAAGGGCCUCUUGGCCUUUGGUGUUUUGGGGUCCUUGCAGACAUGGCAUCACCCAGGCAGACUGCUCAUUACUCGCAGCGAGAACAGGUGACGGUCCAGUCCAGCAGCUCUUGUCCACAAGGAGAAUAAAACAGGCCCUUGGGCUCUUCGAAGGUCUGAGAGUUCUCACACCCCAAGUUUGUUGCCAAAUCCCACCACUGUCUGUGUGGAGUAUGCACAUCCUCCCUGUGCCUGUGUCCUCCAGUAUCCUCCCAGCUUUCCCAACCCAGUGCCAGUAAUUGGCUGCUGUGAAUUGCCCCCAGUGUGAGUGAGUGGCAGGAACAACAAGAGGGGAGUUGAUGGACAUGGGGAGAGAAUAAAAUGCAUGACGCAGAAAAUCAGAUGAGGGGUGACAGAGCUGAUGGGAUUGUUCUGCUGGGAAAUGGCAUUGACUCAAUGGGCCAAAUGACUUCAUAUGUCAUGAAGAAGACCAGAGCCCACAGACUUAGCAUUUUUCCCUAUUGGCAAGCUGACCCAGGGGCCAUUGAAGAAAAAUGGGAAAAAAGAUGAGCCGCAUUGUGCUUGAAUUAAUUUUGAGAGAGAGAGAAAGAAGAAAGUGAGAGAGAGGGAGAGAAAGUGAAGAGGAGAGAGAGAGUGAGAGGGAGAAUAGGUGAGAAAGUGAGAUGGGAGAGUGAGAAGGGUUUGGGGAGAAGGGGAAGAGAGAGAUGGAGAGGAAAAAGAUGGGGGGAGAGAGGGAGUGGGAGAAAGAGAGAGACAGACAUAGAUAACUCGCCAUGGUGGGUGGCAGGGAAUAAGCAAGAGCCAGGGGUGAAGGAAUGCAACUCUCAGAAGUUGCUUACAGAGAAGAUCACAAGCACGUGCAUUAUGUUGGCCAGAUCUUGAGGCAUUUUGUCACAAUUUAUAAAUUUGGUCAUCUUGAUUUUCCUGUUAUUAGGUGUUGGUUUUGUUUUAAAGUGUAAAAGCUCCCAGUAUAAUAACUUGGUUUUGAUUGGGUUAGUCUUCCCCCUUUCUGACCUCUAACUGUGGCUGGGUUAAUAGACAGGUCUCCGCCGUCACCCUCCCCCACCUGGCUUGAUCUGCCCGUAAUCCUAAAUAUCUCCUGCUUCGCUUUCCCGUCUCACCUUCUACCUCUCGCGCUCUCUGCUCUCCACUCUUUAGUCCCAACACAAAUCGUUGAUAGUUCCUUCCAUCCCAGCAGAUGCUGCUCGACCCGCUGAGUUCCUCCAGCAGAUUGUUUCUUGCAUCUGCUCUCUCUGGUGUCUCCAGAUCUUCUAGUAGAUUCAUCCUCAAGCACCUUGGACAGCAGAUUAUCUUCAUUGAGGUUCAGUCUAUGGGUUUGCCUUGUCUCUGCAUGUUCCAUAGGAUUUUCAUGUAUUCAUUGUCUUCCUGGUGUUUAUUCUGCAAACCCUAUCUGUGUGGGUCUGAUGUUAACCAUCUCACUCAGCCUCUUUGCUGGGACUAAGCACAGGGCUGAUGGGAAUUAGCCAUUAGUUAUUGAUGCCUUUCAAUAAUUCCAGGUCUGUGGUCCUGGGAAUUAGUACAAUCAUUUGACAUUAUGAGUCUCUGAAACCGACACAGGAAAUGGUAUUUUCCCAGACCACGUCCCCCUUCCCUCUAUCUAGAACUUGAUCCCUUUCUCCUCCAUCCCUUUUAAGUGUCUCUUUGAUCUCGUCUGGUUCAGUUGGUUUCCAUUCACACCUUUCUUCUUGGCCACUGUAAUGGUCCUCAUCAUUGGUCUGAAAGCUUGCUGAUGGUGCGGGCAGUUGGGCACACCCAGCGACCCCAGUUAAUUGGAGAGCAUCUCUUCCCAAGCAUUCUCUGGCUGUUCCUCACAAAUCUCCUGGCUAUGUGUCACCUGGUGUAUGCUUUGCCUUCUAUUCUUGACCUGUAUGUCAACUAUCAUUGGGUCUACUCUUGUAUUCCUCUAUCAUGUAAUGGAUGAUCCAUUCUACCAAGCCCAGCCCUGCACUGUUCUUCUUAUCCCAGAGGAGUGCCUCUGCCCAAAGCCCUCCACUAGACUCUUCUCUGGGACAAUGACUCUUGGCUUUGGUCUCUGUCAGGGCUUGGCGCUCUCCACUCUCCUUGGCCAAUUGGACCUACUGGUCAGGGUACCAUUCCUGACAAUUGUGGGAUCUUACCGUGUGUUAAUUUAUCUGCCAUGCUUCCUACUUUACAGCAGUGAACUCGCAUCACAACUGGUCCAUUCAUCGUAGAAUGAUUUUUGACAUCCUGCAAUGGGACGUUCCAAAAAACUUUAUUCUGGGAGAUUUUGGGCUUUAAAAUUGGGAUGUGAAAGGUGCACAGAAAUGCAGUGUGUCUUGUAAGUUUUGGCAACCUAAUGAUCGGGCUUUAACCACCCAUGGUAAUUCAAAGUUAAAAGGAUAAGAAGUUGUUAACCAAUCAGAAUAGUCAUGCUAGUUAUUAAUUAAGCUACACAAGACUUGGAACUGGGCAAGGAACACGCCUGGGGGAGAUUGUCAGAAGCCUGAUCCAAGAUUGUCUUGUCCCACAUUUACAAAGUCAUGAUCCUUUUGUAUAUCCCAAAAAGAAAUGGUCCAUUGAAUUUUAAUGUCUGUAUUACAGCCACUUCCACAGUGUCCUGGGAGUUACCUCCUCUGAUUGGUCCCAGCUCCUGGGAGUCACUUCCUCUGAUUGGUCCCAGCUCCUGGGAGUCGCUUCCUCUGAUUGGCUUGUGGGUAUUGUUUUGCCUAAGUGUCUUACUCAUGAACUGUCCCAGAGCUUCUGGCACCAAGUCCAGGGUUUGUGUAAUCACCUGACACUUAGCUUUGCAAAAGCUCUUAAACCACACUGAACCAGAGUAGAUGAUUAAAAUGCUCAAAUGUGAUCAGGGUGAAUGUUUAUUGGAUUUGUGGUGGCUCUGUCCAUGGUGAGGAGAAAGGUGCAUUACUGAAAAGGCAAGCACGUGAAAUAACUGAUGGUCCCAACUUUGACCACCAACAGCCAUGCACAUGCAGAAUUAAAAUGUGUGUUCUGUCGAAAGCCUCAGCGUCCAUCCCUUUCACAGCAUGCUGUCCAGUCCAUCAGAAUUCUGGCAUCUCUCGUGUGCCUUGCACUCGUUAGAGACCAAAACUCUCUCAACCAAGUGGAGCAGGGUCCUAAUAUCCAGCCCUGAUUCUGAUCUGGUCACCUAACUGAGACAGAGGCUUCAGAUAUGGACAUGGUGGCAAUGUAUCAUCUGAACCAAUGAAUGGGAUGGGAGUGGGUAUGGAAGAUUCCUUGCAUGUUGUGUAUUUUUAAACGGGGAUUUACGCUUUCAAUGGACUUGCCUUGUACUACAGAUUUCUCACCCAGGGUCCCUGUGUUGUGUUUGGGUAUACUGGGCCCUGUGUUGUGUUUGGGUAUACUGGGCCCUGUGUUGUGUUUGGGUAUACUGGGCCCUGUGUUGUGUUUGGGUAUACUGGGCCCUGUGUUGUGUUUGGGUAUACUGGGCCCUGUGGUGUGUUUGGGUAUACUGGGCCCUGUGUUGUGUUUGGGUAUACUGGGCCCUGUGUUGUGUUUGGGUAUACUGGGCCCUGUGUUGUGUUUGGGUAUACUGGGCCCUGUGGUGUGUUUGGGUAUACUGGGCCCUGUGUUGUGUUUGGGUAUACUGGGCCCUGUGUUGUGUUUGGGUAUACUGGGCCCUGUGUUGUGUUCGGGUCUACUGGGCCCUGUGGUGUGUUCGGGUCUACUGGGCCCUGUGGUGUGUUCGGGUCUACUGGGCCCUGUGGUGUGUUCGGGUCUACUGGGCCCUGUGGUGUGUUCGGGUCUACUGGGCCCUGUGGUGUGUUCGGGUCUACUGGGCCCUGUGGUGUGUUCGGGUCUACUGCUUCACUUGACUGGGUGUAAAGUGCCUUGGAGCUUCCAGGGGUUGAAUGACGCUAUUCAAUGUGGAAACUCGCCCUCUUCAAUCCAAAUGAUCCAGUCUUUGCCACAAGUUUUCUGGAAGGAGUUUAGGACCAAAGAUAAUUUGCUCCUUCCCCUUGCUGCUGUUCAAUUAUUAUUUAAUGUGUGGCUACUGUAUUAAUUUUGGAACCUUUCCAAAGAAUGAUUAGUUGCUGUGAAUUGAGAACUUGGUUAUCAAUGGAUCAGUGGGGGAAGAGGGAGGGAGACAAACUUCCAAAGAUUCUUUUCUAAAUUUGUCUAUUUCAGUUUUGUUGGGUAGGGGUGGGGUUUGCAGUAGAAUGGGGAGAUGCUCCUUGUAUAUCAGCCCCCCAGAGAGAGAUAACAAGUGCCUCUGUAGCUGGGACAAGCAGAAGUACAGCUGGGGGUGUGGAAGAUCGGCCUUUAUUGAAGAUCCUCUCUGCAUCACUGAGAACUCUACCCCGUGAGAUGACCCGUUCUUUCGUGCAGCAGAUCUCCAAUUUUUUCAACACUUUUUCUGUGUCCAAAUGGAGUUGCUUUUGUUCGAGGUUUAGCUGGAGGGGUUGGUGGGCAACAGGUGAACACUGUGUCUUCAAGCCCGUUUGGUGGCCCAGGGGUCUGUUGUGGAGCCACAUGGUGAUCACAGGGUAGAGAAUAAAACGAAGAUGGAGGGAAGAGCUGUUGCUGCUCACCGAGUUGCCUUUUUACUGUGUGAUGGCUAGUACCAAAGAAUAAAAUUAGGGCACUUUAGCACAUCAGGGAAUUGUUGCUAAAGCGCAGAAAAAGAAUUGAAACUUGAUGUUUAAUUUAACAGGUGUGUUUUCCAUUUUGUAUUCUUAAUUAAAAAAAAACUGUACCAAGGUUUCAUACUGAGCUGUUCUGGUUCAUGUAGACAUUGUGCAAAAAGUCUUAUUCUAUUUGUUGGGAUGUCUGCCCUCUUGCUCUGAACCGAUUGAGCAGGAGAGUAGUAAUGGGUUCAUAUUCUUUUACUGUGAAUGGUGUUUUCUUAAUAACCCUUUACUUGAACUGUUUGCAUGCUGCUCUGGGAACAUCAAUCAGAGAACAUCCGUGGCGCACGUGCGUCACGUGACACACUACUGGUUCUACUCCAGGGGAGCUGGUCAAGUUUGGAGUUGUGUUUUUACUGUAACUCCCAGCUGCGGUGGAAACUGCGACCAAGACUCCACUGAUGUAAUCAAACACUGAUCAUGUACUGCUGAUCCUCCCAGUCGAAGACAUGAGCUGUAUUAUGUAUCAUUUAAAUCACCAUCACUGCUUUGUCUGCAUAUGCAAGGGUACAAAAAAGUAAUGGUCAUUGGACUUUUAAUCGUGGAUUUGCAUGUGUGAAGAAGCACAAAUUUAAGCAGUGUAUAGGACUGAGUGUUACGGUAUUUAUAUUGAAUAUUGACUGCAAGUGGAAAUUUAUUUUUUAUUAAAGAGGAUUUAUUCUCUUUACUUUUUAAGAUAUUGAAUUUGAAUAAAAUGGCUUUUGUAAGCUGUGGCAUAUUUUAAUAAAGAUCAAAUUGAUGGGAA
Hypanus sabinus (Atlantic stingray) is the source of this 7964-nucleotide messenger RNA. RefSeq names its product Ras association domain family member 3 (gene rassf3). Gene Ontology annotation, cellular component: cytoplasm. The record is from RefSeq and is a predicted model, not a curated record. The transcript is spliced from 6 exons. Gene Ontology annotation, biological process: signal transduction. Bases 211 to 1407 code for a protein of 398 amino acids. Lineage: Eukaryota; Metazoa; Chordata; Chondrichthyes; Myliobatiformes; Dasyatidae.